UUUAGCAAUCGGCCUCCAAGGUGCGCGAGAGCAUACUUCGUUUACUAUCGCAUUUAUCGCUAACUUCAGUGGCAUACAAGUUUAUAUGGAAUAUUUGUACGUUCAGUGAUCAUGUGAAUACCCUGACAACGAUAUUUUCAAGUAAUCAUUAUAAGUUAAACUAAAAAUGGCUUCAGAAAUGCUGUACAGUAACACAACAGUAGAGAAUGGAUUCUCAGAAAUGGUCAAAGGUCAUAUAAAGGGCCUAGGGCGAAUGUUCUACAUACAUUCUCCUGAAGAAACAUUGUACGAAAAGGCAGAAGAUGUGCCAAAUUUCUUUAGACAGUCAUAUCCAUACUUCAUAUUAUUUAUGAUAAUAGAACACAUAGUGCUAAGAUUAAAGGGGAAAAGAGGCAUCCGGCUCAAUGAUGGAAUGACCAGCAUAUCUCAUGGAAUAUUUCAGGAGUGUGGAAGAUUGGUAUGGCGUGGAGCGGAGUCGUAUCUUUACAUGUGGAUCUAUAGUAACUACAGACUGAUAGAUUUGCCGUGGGAUAACACGCUCACGUGGUACAUGGCUGCACUAGGAGUUGACUUCUGUUACUAUUGGAUGCACAGAGCCUGCCAUGAGGUACACAUCCUUUGGGCUCAACACCAAGUACACCAUACGUCGGAAGAUUUCAACAUGGGAGUUGGAAUUAGACAAUCUGUUCUGCAGGGAUGGUGUGGCUUUGUUUUCUACUUGCCGUUAGCCCUCGCAAUACCGCCGGCACAGUUUGUGAUGCAUCAUCAGUUCAGCUACCUGUAUAUGUUCUGGAUCCACACCGAGGCAAUCAAAAGCCUUGGACCUUUGGAGUAUGUUCUCAACACUCCGAGCCACCAUCGUGUGCAUCAUGGCAGCAACAAGUAUUGCUUAGAUGUGAACUAUGGUGGUGUGCUCAUCAUUUGGGACAGACUAUUUGGAACAUUCCGGCCUGAAACAGAUAAAGUGGAAAUCAUCUACGGCCUUAUCUACAAUCAACCAUCCUUCAACCCAUUAUACUUACAGGUAUUCUAUACUCGUUAUGUUAUCGAGAAAUUCCGUCGAUUUGAGGAUUGGGGUAACAAAAUAAAGGCAGUUGUUUGGGGACCAAGUUGGGAGCCUGGUACUGACAGACUUGGAGAUGAGCAGUUGAAAGAAGAUAUUCAACAAAGGGAUAAAUAUGACGUCAUUCUACCAGCUUGGUGUAGUGUCUACAUAGUUUUACACUACGCUGUUGUUUUAUAUGGAUUCUUUGAACUUGCGUCUAGAUAUAUGGGAAUGACUCCAAUAUCCGUUCUUAUCUUCGUAGUCUACAUUAUGGCAUCACUCACCAUAAUUGGAAUGCUAUUAGAUAAUUCUAAAUACGCGCCUCUAUUGGAAGUCCUGCGAUGUUCCGUGCUGGCAUUCCUGACAAGAAACGUGACCUCACCAACACCCGCCACGACAGCUCUUCAAAUAUUCUACGUAGCAUCAGCUAUGUUUUGGUGUCUGAAUACCAUGAAACUCUUGGAGAUUAAGAGAGCCAAAUUAGAGUAGACUUAUUAAAUAAUUCUCUUUGUUGAAGCUUUUAGUCAAAGAGGAUGUAAAUUUAAAAGCCUGUAAAAUUUAAAUUUGGUUUCGUAUAAAACGUGCAGUGAUUUGACAUAAGCUUGAGUUAUAGUAAUAGAGCAAGAGCCCGUGGACCCCAGACCUACGUCAUUUUAUAAAAGCUGAAAGUUUGUCAGCGCAUGCUCCCAACACAGGUAAGAACGAUGAUGCAUUAUGGAGUUUGGGUUUCAGUUGGUUUGCUUUCGCAGGUAAACGGUACUAAAGGUGUGUAAAAUACCGAUCUAAAUACAUCAAAGAAUAAAGUGAUAUUUUUCGGUAUUAACUUACAGAAGACCAGACAGAAUAAAUUAAAAAUUGUAGGUACUUGUAGCAUCGAAUGUCUUUUCUUAGAAUGUUUUCAAAAUUUACAUAGACUAUCAAUUAUAUAAGUCUGCGCCAAAAAGUUUAUUUGUAUAAGUCAUUCUAAUCACGAAUCUCUUCUUACGAUUUACAAUGUUUGUCUGGAGAGGGGUUGGAACUAUCAAAAGUGUCUGGCUAAUGAGGAAACAUCAUCUACUUAUUACCUAAGUAUUAUAUAUAAAAAUCAGCUUUUAUACUAUGACGUAAGUAAAAUUAAAAUUUCGUGACCAUUAUGGGUGUCUGGCAAGGGGUUGCCACGAUGGUAAGUGUCUGGCAAUGAAUAACGUGAUUUUUAAUAAUAUUCUGAAGGUAAUACCGAAAAAUCGCACUUUAUUCUUUGAUGUAUUUAGAACGGUAUUUUACACACCUUUAGUACCGUUUACCUGCCAAAGCCACUGCAACCCAAACUCCAUAAUGGACUGUCUGACUGACUGGAUAUCUUUCCUACCUGUGUUGGGAGCAUGCGCUAACAAACUUUCAGCUUUUAUAAAAUGACGUAGGUCUGGGAUCCACGGGCUCUUAGACCAUAAUUACAGUAUCGCGAUUGCUGACGCAGUGUAAUCCAGCUAAGUUUGAAAGCGAACAGUUGCUUAUAACAAAGUAGAUAUGUCCUUUUUUUUACAAGAUUAUUGCUGUCAUCUGUCAAUCUGUAAAUGACUGCACGUUUCACACAAUAGAGUGAAUUGCUUUUUUCUUAGAGAGUUUCGCUAGGCUGCUCUAAGUUUGUUAAAAAUCAAUUGUUUGUCUGUAAAUUCGGUUUACAUGCAAUAAUUUUACAUGAUAACGUCAUAAGAAAAUAUCUUUUUAUACUAUCGUUAAUAUGAUCCAUAAUAAUUUAUUAGUCAAAGUUUUAAUAUGACUUAUUAUGCAUUACACCAAUAAAAUCUGAAAACAAAAUUUUAUGAACGAUGCGGGGCUCGAACCCACAUCCUCUGGCGUUCCGUGCCAGUGCUCUUCCAACUGAGCUAACCGUUCAAGGUUUUUUUUUCAAAUUUUAUUUGUGAAUUAAUCCUAGAAGUGAGGCUUAUCACUUUAAAAAACAUAACAAACUAUUAUGCAUUUUUUUUUUAUUAUCAAAGAACAAGAUGCGAAAGCCGAACGCUUGAGCCGUUCGGGCCUCUCUAUCGCUUGUUCGGCUCUGUCGCUCACACGAUCAUGUGGAACGUGACAUUUUUUGUGCAUGCAGCGGGCGUUCAUCAUUUAUUAGACAUUAUCACGUUAAAAAUGUUAAAUUAAUUGUGUUUUUAAACCCAAAAACAUUCAAGCUAUAAAAUACGUAAAUCCAUCCUUGCUUUGUGUUAUAAAUAAGCUUUUUAAGUCUUUUCUUUUCAGUGCCUUUGAGCAUAACUAUUAUUCCUUCAUAACAUAAAUAACAUAGUUGGUAAAUAUGGCUAGAAGACUGAAUUAUUAAUCGUAGUGUAUCAAUUGUGAAAAUAUAUUCUUAUUCUUCUGUUAAAAUCUUAAUAAAUUGUGAAUUAUCCAUUUAUAACAAUGACGUUCUAUGGGACGUCAUUGAUUUAUAACAUCUAUUAUGUAUGUCUUUUAAACAUAAUAAUAAUAGUUUUAACUCUUUUUCAAAAUUUCUUUAUUAUUGGCACGGACGAGUAAAAAAAGAAGGACUCCGCGCCGUGAUAUUAGCAAGUGAAGCACCGUUAUGCUAGUGUGUGUGCGGUUACGGGGGAUACUAGUUACAUAUUUUUUUCUCCCUUAAAUAAUCAUACAUCGCCACAUAUCGUUUUUACACUUUCUCACAAUGCACGACGGCAGUUUUAAAAUAUUUUAUUGAGACGCAAACUGAUCUGUGUCAGACGAUGACAAUUCUCAUAAUGGCCGCCUAUCGGCCUGUAGUAUUGUAAGUGUGCGCGUGGGGCUAUGUAUUUACACGUUAAUCGCCUUGUUUUGGUGCUACACUGUUAUAUAAGGUGACACGGAGUCCUUAUUUUUUUAAUAGUCCGUGAUGUAAUUUUUAUUAAAAUUUCGAUGUUAUAUAAAACUAUUUUUGAUAAUAUAAAAAUAAGUUCAUAUAAGGCUAUAAUUUUAAGUAAUAAAAUGAGAAACUUGAUCAUGUUCAAAUUUUAUAUUUAUAACUAUAUUUUUCAUGAUUUUUAAUUGCAUACUUAAUGGGAACAAAAUAUUUCCUAUGUGCCAAAUAAAUACAUAACUUAUAUAAUUAGAAAUGAUUAAAUGUUAAUAUUAUGACAUUAUUUUAAGGCUACUACUUAAUGUAUUAUGUAAUGAAAUAUCUUUUUAAUGUUCAUUAAAUUAUAUUUUUUUUAAAUAACAGUUUUAAAUAGUUGUAUAACACUAGCGUGCGCAGUGCCAAACAAUAAUAGAAACUUAGAUCAUUUAUAUAUGACUAAAUAGACUUUGACAGCUGUGAAAACGUCGAAAAAAAUUGAAUUUAAAAAAUACCUCUAUUUUGAGAAAUUCACGCACAGUAACACAAAGUGUCAUAUAAUUCGCGAGUGUAAGACGUAACUUGUCACGCACACUUAACUAAUAUUCCUGGCUUGUUUUUAUCGGUUUUCAAACAGCAAGAGUCUAUCUAGACGUGUUAGUUAUCUUAGAUUACAAAUUAAACUAAGAGAUACACAAAAGACCUGUUAUUAUUAUGAAGUAGGUACUUAUAGACUUAAUGAUGAAGUUAUUGUAACAUUAUGAUUACUGACAUAGUACAUAUCACCUUAUCAGUUAUUGUGCAUAAAUAUAAAAUAUUUUGAUUA
This is a messenger RNA of Leptidea sinapis, 4668 nucleotides long. RefSeq names its product alkylglycerol monooxygenase-like. Gene Ontology annotation, molecular function: iron ion binding; oxidoreductase activity. NCBI's taxonomy places the organism in Eukaryota, Metazoa, Arthropoda, Insecta, Lepidoptera, Pieridae. The transcript is spliced from 10 exons. Gene Ontology annotation, biological process: lipid biosynthetic process. Bases 167 to 1534 code for a protein of 455 amino acids. Gene Ontology annotation, cellular component: endoplasmic reticulum. The record is from RefSeq and is a predicted model, not a curated record.